AUGACUUCGAUGGGAUCGGAGCUGGAGGUAGAGGAAGAGAUAGUCAAAAAUCAGAGAGCUCUUCUGGAAGUGGAGGUAGAGGCGAAAUAUCCCAUUUUUCCUCACGAAAUUCGAUUCCGGAUAGCGAACGUUGAUCGCAGACCAGACGGUUACGUAGAACUGAAGAACGUGGAGCCCGAUGCGGUGACCGCUAGGAAAAGAAUUGAUAAUUACACACAGGUUGCACCUCGGUUCGUAUCUGUGGAGGCCCAGACUACGUGCGCGUACCCCAAAAACUGGGCUACACAAUAUUUGUACGACGUUGGUGAUGUCACCAAUCUGCUAGAGGAAUGUGAACCAAACAUCAUCCUCUACGCUCGAGGUCACUGCGACAAUAUAUCCGAUCUUUUGAGGGCGAAUGGCAGCAUAGACCUCUAUGCUGACGACUUCGCUUUACUCGUUAAAGAUCCAUCUACCGCUGAAAGCAGCGAAGCCGCCAAAGAGUUCGUCGAAUACAUGUCCUUUAUGGACGUAAAUCUGUGCAAGGACAAAAUGAUUGCCGAUAUAGAAUGGCACAGAAUGUGGAGUGGAAUAGUUGCUAUCGCAUACGCUGACAUUGCGCCGAACACUUUGAACACUGGACCUAACAAAGAAGAUCUAGUAUACAAGGCUGUGCACGGCUCGAACCCGGUGCUUCUCUGGAGUUUCGUCGACGGAUUGAAACCCAAACUGAUUCUGGAGUCGCCGCGGGAGGUCCACUCCCUUUCGUUUUGCAGUUUCGACGAGAAUAUCCUAGUCGGCGGCUGCAAAAAUGGACAACUAGUGCUAUGGGAUAUCCGAAACAAGCUCCAAAAGGUGGAGGAGAAGGAGGUGUUGACCAGCGCGCAGCAAAAAUACAGAAACUACAUGCACAUGCUCAUGGGCUGGAUGAAGGACGUGCGGGACAUCGCUGUAAUCAGACCUGCGGCUGUCUCCGACUUGAGGUAUUCCCACAAGGCCGCGGUAACUGGCAUAACGUGGCUACAUCCCUAUUACGAAUUCUCCAAUAUGGGGAAAUUGAACCAGAUAGAGGAAGAUAGCGAAGACCGUUCGAUGCAACUGUUGACUAGCAGCCUGGAUGGUAGCGUCUUAAUCUGGGACCUGUAUAAAAAACCGGUGGUCGAUCUAGGUGGCUACCGGCCUAGGAAGCUUAGAAGGUUGAAGCGGAGGCCUAGCGCUUUGGAAAUGGAUGUUUCUCCGUUCAAGAUUUUACACCUCAAUCUGAAGCCGAUAUACCAAAUCAACGUGCCAUUAAAGGACAAUGCAUCAAAAUCGGCGGCCAUCACUCAGAGCUACGCAAAGUACGCGGAAAUAAAAUACGAAAAGGUUAACUCCAAUGAAAAUCGAAGGUUUCGCAUCAAGGAACGGGUGAUCCACAGGGCAGUGUUCGAAAGGCGGGCCGAUAAUUUAAAACCAAAUAUGGUGAUCGGGACUGUCGAAGGUGAGUACGCUGAAAUUUCAUGGCAAGGUCAGGAUUUCGAUUCCGGUGAGACUGUUAAUUCGGAAAUGGCCAGCUAUCUCUACGAUGGUCGAUAUCACGACGGUCCGGUAGUUUCCAUUGACAAGUCUUCGUCAUCGGGGGCCACGCUCACAGUUGGAGGUAAGGUGUUCGCUCUCUGGAGGAACGAUUUGCCCGGCCGGCCUAUACUCUGGCGGAAAGGCACUCACACCUACACAACCGGAGAAUGGAAUAUAUUCCAGUCGUUCAAAAUCGUUUUGCACUCGAUAUCCGGAUCCGCCCAGAAAUGGAUACCGUCUCUCAACAGCAGAGAACCCAUAUUCACGCAAAUGUUGUCCAACAGUUAUAUGACCGAUUCGGGGAUUCAUCCAUUUCGUGGACCCAAAAAUGUAUACGGAAUCGGGGACACACAGGGUGCGUUUCGCAUAUUUUCCGUGCCGCAAUCGGCCGUGUCCAGUUCAGAAGAACUACUCAGGAGUAUGAAAGAGUUCAUCGACAGAGAGGUAGCGAGGAAGAAAUUGUUCACCAAGUGGCAGGACGAGUAUAAUCAAAAGCAUAAAGUGCCGGUAAAAAAGGAAACGCCGACCAAGGACGCGAUCACAGAGGAAGAAACUGAUGAAAGAGAGAUUCCAGUCAAAAGAGGCCCGCAGCCAGGUAAAUACAUCGAGUGGGUCAAAGAGCAGAGACGUCAAGCGGAGGAGGCCCGAAUCAAAGCAACCAUCAUUACCAAGAAGCAAUUGGACACCAAGGAACUGGAGAAGAGGAGGAAGCCUCUGCAACAGCUCGACGAAGAGAACGAGAGGAAAAAGAGGAAGCAAAAGCAGAGGCUUAAAGAAGGGGAGCAUAUUUUCCGGGACACUGUUGCCAGCUUGUUCCCAGACGCAGUCAAAGAGAAACCUGCCCUUCCUCUAGAUCCGUAUGGCGGAGGCGACCCCACCGAAGACAAAGAGCGUUGCUACGCCUCGUUCCAUUUGUUGUCCGACGAAGCCAGAACUUUUAUGCAAUCGAAUCCCUUAGACAACCGGUUUGACUUUAGGACUUUGAUUUUGGAAGCAAGGAAGAGACAGCAGAUGAUAAAUACGUUAUUCACCCGCACAGACGAAGAUACCACGAUGUAAUUUAAUGAGUUUUGUAAUAAUGUUG
Messenger RNA from Cylas formicarius (sweet potato weevil), 2620 nucleotides. It is a transcript of the gene mmm, whose product is annotated as dynein axonemal intermediate chain 3. Gene Ontology annotation, biological process: inner dynein arm assembly; cilium movement involved in cell motility. Gene Ontology annotation, molecular function: dynein heavy chain binding; dynein light chain binding. Gene Ontology annotation, cellular component: inner dynein arm. The transcript is spliced from 8 exons. NCBI's taxonomy places the organism in Eukaryota, Metazoa, Arthropoda, Insecta, Coleoptera, Brentidae. The coding region runs from base 1 to 2595 and encodes 864 amino acids. The record is from RefSeq and is a predicted model, not a curated record.